Capsaspora owczarzaki ATCC 30864 is the source of this 2810-nucleotide messenger RNA. RefSeq lists its product as hypothetical. Gene Ontology annotation, molecular function: integrin binding. The coding region runs from base 20 to 2557 and encodes 845 amino acids. NCBI's taxonomy places the organism in Eukaryota, Filasterea, Ministeriida, Capsasporidae. Gene Ontology annotation, biological process: cell-matrix adhesion; integrin-mediated signaling pathway; cell migration. Gene Ontology annotation, cellular component: focal adhesion; cell surface; integrin complex. The transcript has 5 exons. The record is from RefSeq and is a predicted model, not a curated record.
UUUUUUUUUUUGUUCGACAAUGUCUUUUUCUUCUUUUUCUUCUUCUUCUUCGUUGUCUCGCUCACAGCGGCGGCCAUUACUGCUGCUGCUGCUGCCUCUGCUUGCAUUGCUGCUACUAAUGCUGCUGCUCGUCAGUUGCAUCAGCAGCGUCGAAGUGAGCGCAUUGACAGUGGAGGACUGCACCGCGCUCGAGCUGCAGUCGUGCAAUGCGUGCCUGUCAAAGACCUCGUCGUGCGGCUGGUGCAAGUCCACGGGCGCGUGCAUGCUCAACACGGACGGCACCGCGCAAUGCCCGCAGGCGUCGUGGAUCAACCCGACAGGCCAGCUGCUCCCAAACAACGUCCCAGGCGCAUCCGCAGGCGCCUUCCAGCCGAGCCCGAGCGCAAGCGUGUUUUCGCCAGCGAACGGUACUGCCCAGCUACGGAUGGGACGCGAGUUCACCUUUGAUAUCACAGUAACACCGGUGCAGUAUCCGCCGGUGGACUUUUACCUGUUGCUGGACGCGAGCAGUGGCAUGUUUAGCGACAUUCACACGCUCCAGCAGCUCCGCACCAACAUUACCGAAUGGCUCGCGUCACAGAGCCCCAGUGUCCGUUUUGGCCUGGGUGUGUUUGUUGAAAAGCCAGUGCAACCCUUCACCGACCCGGACGUCGCUUGGCCGCCAGCCAACCUGCCCACCCAAAACGUCCAGCAUCUUUUGAACUUUACGUCCGACCCCCUCGAGUUCCACGCUGCGCUGCAAGCAGUCCAAGUGUCGAGCGAUCUCGAUGCACCCAACUCCGUUCUCGAUGCCCUUUCGCAAAUCGCCCUGUGCCCAAGCAUCAUCAACUGGCGGUCGGAUGCUCGGCAGAUUGUCUUUGUUCUCACAAACGACGGCUACCAUCUCGCCAUGGACGGCCUGCGUGCACGAAUUGAGACCCCAUUCGUCCCAACAUGCCAGCUCGUCCAGCAGCCGUCGGGCGCAUUCGUUGCCCCAAUGACCACGCACGACUACCCGAGCGUCGCCGAGUUUGUUCGCGCUUUCUCGCCGUCGGGCGUUGUGCCCAUCUUUGGCGUCCCGGCCAGCCGCCCUCACCUGAGCUGGGCAUACGGCCGCCCGAAUGGCCUUGUUGAGCAGCUUGGGCAUGGCGCAGUUGUGCAGCUGGACGAGCGCGCGACCAACCUGAUGCUGCGAUUGCAGCAGGGCUACCGUGCAGUGGCCAACAGCGUGCACAUCUACGAUCCUUCCGGAAACGCCAUCGUACGCCGCGUCCAGCCGUCGUCUGCGUCUGUUCUGGACGUUACCGGCGCGCAGGUGGCCACGUCUGUGACUGUCUCGGUCACCCUCUUCACCCCGACGCGCCUCACUGCGCCGGUGACACUGGGGCUGCGUGCCUCUGGCCAGCCCGCAUCCUUCCCGAUUAUUGUGUCGGAUGGUGCGCUGGUGGCGUGCACCUCGGGCUGCGUGGGCGCGACGUGCGCCAACAACUGCUUCAAUCGUGGUGCUUGCGACUGUGGUCGAUGCGCAAACUGCACUGGCGGGUACAGCGGCUCGCAGUGUCAGACUCGUGUGGAAGACGCCUGCCCACUCAUUAACGGCCUGGCGUGCAGCGGUCACGGUACGUGCCAGGGCUUUGGGCGUUGCAAGUGCGACGACGGCUGGCAACACGGCGUGACGGGCGGUGCCAUCUUGGAAGCGACCUGCUCGUGCAGCACCGCAUCCUGCCCAGUGGACGCGAACGGCCUCUUGUGCGGCAACCAUGGCAGCUGCAGCUGCGGGCGCUGCGUGUGCGAAGGCGCGUGGUCUGGUAUCGACUGCACCUGCGACUCUUCGCUCAGCUGCCCUGCGUCCGCCAAGAACUGCGGCGGCCCCGCGCGUGGUGCGUGCGAGUGUGGCGCGUGUCGCUGUAUUGCUCCGUGGUACGGCGAGGACUGCUCGCUCUGCACUCCUGGCGAGUCGGGCUGUCCCCUCACAACGACAAGCAUCUGCCAGACCUUCUCGAACGAUUGUGCUGCGUGUGCUACCUACUCGGAUGACUAUAACACGACCUGUUUCUGGUGCAACGAUAUUAUGGCCUGCCUCCCAAGCGGCAACGAGCAGACGUGCCAGCAGAUUGUCACGGCCGCGCUUGUUGGCGACUGUCGCUGCUUGUCCGAUUGCGAGAACGACGUGUUUGUGCGCUACACGAGCGACAACACGCAGUCCUACGCGUUCACUCAAACGGCUGACACGGAUCCCGGCCCAGUCAUUGGUCUUGCUGCUGGAUGCAUGAUCUUGAUGGGGCUGUUUGUCCUUUUGGUGGCCAGGCUCAUUGUGCACCAGCAGGCCAACCAAGAGUGGAAGCGCUUCUACCAAAUCCGCAGCGACAUGCAAUCUGGCAAGGGCAAGCCGAGAAAUACCACCAGCAUGAUUCACAAUGAACUAUACGAAGGCAACACGCCAAAGUCCAAGGGUAAAGGCAAGGCCUCGAAAUCUAGCGACGAGAGCGACGCGCCCAAGAAGCGAAAGCCUGCUUCCGGCGAUGCCAAGCCCAAACGGCCUCACAAGCGGCGCAGCGACUCUGAUGACUCGGACUAGUUCAGCUGGAGUGAAAAACUCCAGGUUUGUUUGUUUUUUCUUGCGUGCGCGUGUGUGUUAGCAGUUGAUGCCAAGUUUGUGUGCAGAUUAUUGAUUUUUUGUUCUGAAUGACUACUUCUGGUGCGGUUUUUUUGGUGUGUUGGAUUGUCUCUGUGAAAAAUUGUUUGUUGUGUGUCCUCGUCGUGUUAUUACUGUUGUUGUUAUUGCUGCUGUUGAUUUCAACUUUUGAAUUUGAAAUGCUCUUCGACUUUCC